Colletotrichum higginsianum IMI 349063 is the source of this 204-nucleotide messenger RNA. RefSeq lists its product as uncharacterized. Lineage: Eukaryota; Fungi; Ascomycota; Sordariomycetes; Glomerellales; Glomerellaceae. The coding region runs from base 1 to 204 and encodes 67 amino acids. The transcript has a single exon. The record is from RefSeq and is a predicted model, not a curated record.
AUGUUCGUCGACCAGCAGAAGAAGCAAAGGAGGGAGCAGAGGAUGGAGAAGGCGCCUGUGGGCCUUGCGCCGUACGGAAGAGCCACGGAGGGCCAGGAACCCCGCGUGCGUAUUAUUGGACAACGUUUUCAGGACCAAAACAGGAUGUUCAUCGAUAACAUCAUAGCUGCAUCAAGCUUGGGCUACAGAGGACUGUCCACUUGA